AUGAGCUCCGGGGUGCUGCUGCUGAUCUCCGGGCUGCUCGGGUUCGGAAGCUCUGUUGUGUUUAUCCAGCAGCCCCAUGAUCUGGUGGUCGUGGCUGGGCAGCCUGUGACCCUGCCAUGCUCCAUUACUGGAUAUCAUGGCAUGGUGCUGUGGGUCAAAGACGGUCUCGCUCUGGGGGUCAACCGAGACAUGUCAGGUUAUCCACGCUAUGAUGUGAUUGGGGACCACAGCAAAGGAGAAUAUCACCUACUGAUUCAGAGGACCGAACUGACCGAUGACGGCAGCUUUGAGUGUCAAGCCAUCCAGGCUGCUACCAGAUCUCGACCUGCUCGGCUCACUGUUUUGGUUCCUCCUGAUGACCCUGUGAUAAUCGGAGCGCCUGUGGUGAGCUUGCGUGCAGGGGACUCGCUAAACCUCACCUGCCACGCCAACAAUGCCAAACCGGCUGCCUCUAUCAUCUGGAUCCGUAACGGAGAGGUGCUAAACGGUGCCGCUUAUACCAAGAGAUUUUUGUGUUUUGGCAGAAGGGAAAGCACGGUCAGCACGCUCCACAUCUCUUCCUCAAACAUCGAGACCGGCCAACAGAUCACCUGCCGUGCUUCCAACAAAGCGGCACCCAAUGGCAAGGAGGCCACAGUCACCAUCGACAUCCAACAUUUCCCACUGGUGAACCUCUCUGUGGAACCGCAGCCUGUUCUGGAAGGCAAUCUGGUUAAGUUCCACUGUGCUGCUAAAGCGAAUCCCCCUGUCACUCAUUACAGGUGGCCCAGAGGAAGCUCUGUGGAAAAGAAAGUUUGGGGAUCUUAUGAGGUGCUGGUUGAUCAUUCCUUCUUCACCGAGCCAGUAUCCUGUGAGGUCACCAAUGCCCUGGGCAGCACCAACAUCAGCCGUAACGUGGAUGUUUACUUGGGACUUCGUGUGGAUGGGGGAUCUGAUGGUGUAGGUGGAUCGGGGAUUGGAAACCCUUCACUCACCAUUGUCUGGAUGAAAAGAGGCCAUGGAGUCGUGCUAAGCAACGAGAACACCUUGACACUGAAGGGAGUGAGACAGGAGGACGCUGGGAAAUACGUAUGUCGAGCUGUGGUGCCGCGAGUGGGAGUGGGAGAGAAGGAGGUCAUGCUUACGGUCAACGGGCCUCCCACCAUCUCCAGCACACAGACACAGCAGGCUCUGUACGGGGAGAAGGGCCAGAUCAAGUGUUUCAUCCGCAGCACCCCUCCUCCAGACCGCAUUGCAUGGUCAUGGAAAGAAACAGUGCUAGAAUCAGGAACAUCGGGCCGUUAUACGGUGGAGACCGUGAGCACAGAGGAUGGUGUCAUCUCCACCCUCACCAUGAGCAACAUCGUUCCUGCUGACUUCCAAACCAUCUACAACUGCACCGCAUGGAACAGUUUCGGCUCUGACACGGAGAUCAUUCGCCUUAAAGAGCAAGGGUCUUUGCGCUUGGCCGUCAUCAUUGGGGUUGCAGUGGGAGCUUUCCUGGCUCUCAUCGUCCUCAUUGGGACCCUGGGGGCUUUCUGCUGCGCUCGACUGCAGAGGAAGGACAUGCACCUGGUGAUGUCAUCACUCCCAGUGUCCCUCUCUUCUCGGCAGCGAGAGCUCUCCGGCACGUUAAAAAGUGAAAAUCUCAAAGGGGUUGUAUCUGCUAAAAACGACAUCAGAGUGGAGAUUGUCCAUAAGGACCAUAACGCAACCAGAGAACCGGAAGAACAUGGCAACAUGAAGCAAAUGAUGAUGGAGCGAUCGGAGUUUCAGCAAGAGUCUGUGUUGAAACAGUUGGAGGUCCUGCAGGAGGAGGAGAGGGAGCUACAGCACAUUAAGGAUUUGACUAAGGGAUAUUACAUAUUGCUGACAGCCAACCCGAACACAGAGGUCCGAAACCCUGCCACAGCAACCCUCGGAAAACACCGCGUCCCCACCGGCAUGUCUUACACCAACAUUUACAACACACUGGGCGCCGGUCCCAACCGACUAUAUGACUACAGCCAGCGUUUCGUUCUGGGAAUGGGCAGCAGCUCCAUCGAGUUGUGCGAACGUGAGUUUCAGAGGGGAUCGCUCAGCGAUUCCAGCUCGUUCCAGGACACGCAGUGUGACAGCAGCGUCAGCAGCUACAGCAAGCAGGACGGAUACGUGCAGUUCGACAAAGCUAGCAAAGCCUCGGUGUCGUCUUCAUCCCACUACUCACAGUCAUCGUCCCAGAACUCGGACCUAACUCGACCGCUACAGAAACGAAUGCAAACGCACGUUUAACUAGAGGACUGAACAUCAUAUCUACACACUAAAGGUGAGUCACCUGUGCUUCAUGCGUCAUUCGUGAACAAAUACAAACGUUUCAAGCUUGGAAAGGCAUUACCGACUUCUCAAGCUCAUUUUUCUGUAUAUUUUGAAAAAGUAACGCGUUUUUUAAAUCUCAUGUUCUUCGUGGAAGACGUGAGAGUUUGGGAGAUGAAAGCGGGGGAAACCAAACCUUGGAGGUUGUUUCAUAACAUGACAAUCAGGAGUCCAUCCACAAAGUGGCCAUUGACUAUCACGGUGAGCCGAUCUAAUCUGUUCCAUGCAGGAACUUGGAACUGUGGGAGAACUUCGAGGGUUGUGUUCAUUUUUGUUUUUUAUUGAGGAGCCAAACUUGGGCUGCUUAGCAGUUCUUCUACUGUGGCCCAAAGCACAAGGGUGUCCGUUCAAUGCCAACCCCAGUGUUUCUCUGCUGAUAAAGAGAUCUAAAUGAGGAUAAAUUAUCCUCCAGAAGUCGUCGCUCAAAAUGAUCAUUCUGUGCUUUUCUAAGGACUCUGUAAGAUAGAUUUCACUUGUGUGCACUAAACUGUUUUUUAAUUACAUCUCUUUCCUUGUGUGGUCUCUCGUCUUUACGAUUUCAUGCUUUGUGUUUUAUUUUCCAAUGCGAAUGUGUAAAAACACACACGGCCAAACUGCAUGUGUGGAGAGUUCUUCAGGAGCUUUGCUAACGUGGACAUCAUAGUGUUUACAUGCCAGAGACCAGAAUGUAAAUCCCAAUACUUUAUUUUCUCUAUGCGUAUUAAAUGUGAGCUGAUCAUUUAAACACUUCAUGGUUAAUAAAUGCGUUUAUGUAUGUACAUGUCCUGUGAAUUCAGACGCUCUGAUGUUAGAAGCUUCUUUUAUACCUCCAAACAAUGUGUUGUUGUUGUUCUAUACAUCAUUGCACAUAAACUCCACAUUCUGGUGGGAGUAUGAUUGAAUUAUUUUUUGUUCUGAUGUUCUGUUUAUUUUAAGGCUGCCAUAUGUUUAAGCUCACUGUUUUAAGUAAGCUUCUCUUUCCUUCAGCCCCACUGAAUGUCUGGCAUAAACGUUUACAUCACUUAAUUGGUUAAGGAAGUGCCUCCCGUCAACGGAUGAGCCCGCAGAACAUUCAGAGUGAAACUUUAACUCGAGCUGUGCAUCAGAGCAAUCACACUGAUCAAAUAAUCAUGAUUACAAAAUAAGUGUUGAAUAAAACAGUGUGUGGGAAAGCUGUGUGGUCAUUGAAGU
Molecule: messenger RNA, 3501 nt
Organism: Cyprinus carpio (common carp)
Lineage: Eukaryota; Metazoa; Chordata; Actinopteri; Cypriniformes; Cyprinidae
Product: kirre like nephrin family adhesion molecule 3a
Biological process (GO): cell-cell adhesion; synapse assembly
Cellular component (GO): cell-cell junction
Molecular function (GO): cell adhesion molecule binding
Source: RefSeq, a predicted model, not a curated record